Entrophospora sp. SA101 is the source of this 535-nucleotide messenger RNA. The record is from the annotation of a GenBank genome assembly. Lineage: Eukaryota; Fungi; Glomeromycota; Glomeromycetes; Entrophosporales; Entrophosporaceae.
AUGACUAUUGCUAGUAUUCCAGGUAAUGAAAAAACUAUAAUUGAAGCUAAGAUUCUAAAUGAAGAAGAAAUUAUGGUUGAAGAUGAUAAAGAAACUAUAAUUAAAGUUAACUUACUGGAUGUCAGUGAGAUGGAUAAAGCUGUUCGAUCAAGACUUGAACUUGACUGGAACUUUAUGCCUGGAAUAAUAGGACACGUUUCAUUGGUAGAAUUCUUUCACAUAAUUAUUGAUCGUUUUCCAGUUAUUCAUGUAUGCUUAAUUUUGUCAUCUACUUUUAGAUCAAGUUCAAGACAAAAUCCACCUGUACCAGAUGGAACCAAUGGUUAUUUUUCAGUUGCUGCUGGGGAUUUUGUACAAGAAAAAGUUUCUGAAAAACGGCAAGUGUCAUCGGAGCCAUUCUUGUGUGUUUAUUUGGAUCCAGAAGUUUGGAUACGAAGACGACCAGAAAGUAAAACAAUCGUUUUAAAUGAUGAACAAUUAAAUGCUGCAAUUCCAAGAAAAUUCUUGGAUACUUCAUUUUUUUCAAAUUCUCAAG